Messenger RNA from Procambarus clarkii (red swamp crayfish), 858 nucleotides. RefSeq lists its product as uncharacterized. The record is from RefSeq and is a predicted model, not a curated record. NCBI's taxonomy places the organism in Eukaryota, Metazoa, Arthropoda, Malacostraca, Decapoda, Cambaridae.
UGCACACCUCUGUGUUGCAGAUGAAAGCUGUGUUGAUUCUCAGUGUUGCUGUUGUGGCGACGGCCGAGUAUUUGGGCCCCUACGCCGGCGGACGUGGUGGAGCUGGAUUUGGCGGAGGUUUCGCUCAUGGUGGCGGCUUUGGUGGAGGCGGCGGCGUCCAUGGUGGCGGCUAUAGUGGAGGUGGUGGUGCCCAUCUCGGAGGCUAUAGUGGUGGUGGUGGUGGUGGUGGGGGCUACAAACUGGUUGAUCUGAGCGCUGGUGGAAGCGACUACCACUUCUCGUGGCGUCACGAUGGAGGCAAGAAGUACGACUGGCACAGUGCCAACUAUUACUGCUCCAGUCUUGGCAAGGGAUGGCAGGGUGUCAGCAUCGAGAGUCAUGAAGAGGACAAAAUCAUCUCAAACGUCAUCUACCAAGACAAGCUGGAGUACAUCUGGACGGGAGGUUACCGUAGCGGCUACGACUUCGCCUGGCCCUCUGGCUACCCAUUCUACGGCCUCAACUGGUCUCACACCGGAGGUGAGGGACGUCCCCAGCCUGACAACCGUGAGAACGGGAAGGAGUUCUGUCUGGCAGUGCUCAACAACUUCUAUAAAGACGGCAUCAGAUGGCACGACGUCGCCUGCCACCACGAGAAGGCCAUCGUCUGUGAGCGCCGCCGCGGGGGCCACUAUGGCUGAACAGCACCGCACUUCCUGCCAUCUGUGAGCUCCGCGCUGGAGAGCUAUUUAUGAGCUACAAUAAUCACUACCUAUCAUUGACCUAUUAUGUUCAGUUCUUCAGAGCUAAAAAAAAUAAUUCCUACAUGGUUAAUUAUACACAAUAAACUUCCUACAAGAUUCUAAUGAAUGAAAAGUG